UUCUAGUUAGGUUUCUGUUGCUAUGAUAAAACACUGAGCAGAAAUAGCUUGAGGGAGGGUACAGCCGUCAUCUAGGGAAUCCUCAGAGGGACACUGCCAGUCACUGGCUUGAUCUCCACGGCUUAUUUAGCUUUCUUGCUUAUAACUCAGGACCACCUGCCCAGGUGCCACUGCCCACGGUGGGCUGAGCCCUCCCACGUCUGUUAUUUGAAUAAACAAAUCCAUUUUCAUUUCACACUCAGGAAGGCUGCCUGGGAAUAGAAAUGGCACAAGGGUGUCUCAGUGGGCUGCUGGCUGUACAGAGGGCACAGGUAGGGGUCAUCACUCUACUGCUUGGUUUUUAUCAACAGGACACAAACUAGAGUCACCGGAGGGACUUCCCAACAGAUAAAAUGCCUCUGCACUCUGGCCUCUGGGCCAUUGUUUUGACUGCUGAUAUAUGUUUGUUUAUCCAGAGUCUCAUCAGCUUCUACAUCCAUGUCAGCAUCUUGCAGCCGCUUUCAGACACUGAUCUGCUUUGACUUGUGGCGGAAAUGAACAUACAGAUAUUAUUCUACAGAAUGACGAAACCUUAUUUGCAUGCCCAUUAGUAUGAGUUUCUAAGGAGGCACCUAUCUUGCUACAAACCAGAUAAACUCUCCAGCUGACUUCCUCUUGUCAUGCUCAGCUCAGGGCUUCUGAUCAAUUUCCCUGUUGCUGCCCCAUGUCUUCUUCAGGUGCCAGCUUCCUCCAUGGUGUGCAGCCUGGGACACAAGAGCUCUCCCCUCUGCCGCCUUGACUUGUUGAAUGGGCUUCAGUAAUAGGGGUCCUAGGAGACAGGUAUCAGAGAAAACAUUCCGGGUCUGGAGAUGAACCUUCAGAGAGGCACUGUGGGUGCUCGUCUGUGAGCAUCCGAGCUUGUGGACGGUGCCCUGCCUGCCCCCUCUAGCUGUCCUCCCAACUUGUGGACGGUGCCCUGCCUGCCCCCUCUAGCUGUCCUCCCAACUUGUGGAUGGUGCCCUGCCUGCCUCAUUAGCUGUCCUCCCAGCCUUUCCCUCCUUUCCUCUCAGCUCUUCGUCCUUUCUCUGGACACCUCUCCUUUGUCCUUAUUUCUGGGUCAUCUGCCUCCACCCAUACUAUUCCUUGUUCCCCAGGUGUUUAGGUUCCUUGCAGCUCUCAGGCUCCAGGCUCACUACAGAUACCAUGUGGUAGGUUAAAAGGCACUGUGGUUUGGUGAUUAACAAGGCAGUGCUGGCUACACAUCAGAUGGGAAGCUGUCAUUGCAGGUCUGUGGACAACAUCUGGGCAGCUGAUAAAGGACUUCUUGGUGUGACAGGGCUAUCUCAGCAGCCCUUCAUUUGGGUCUGGAGCGCUUAGACCUGCUGGAGUCAGUACCUAUAAACCAGCGGAAUUGGUUUGUCUGUAGCAAAGGCUAUCAUGGCUUGGUUUUCCUGAGUAUAAAUUGGGAGUGAGAGUAAGUGCUUCCUAAAGGGCCUUAUAGUUGGGAAGGGUAGGAAAGCCGUGGGCCCCAAGGGGUUGAUUGUGUUCUCAUUGGAACUGUAGAGAAUGGGGUUGGAGUUAGGGUGCUGACCUCAUGCAGGAUGAAGGCCAGCUGCCCAUGGGACUCUCUGUAGGCUGGGUCAGUCCAGUGGUGCUCAGGCUGAAGGGUGGGGAUUGGGGUCAAAGUCCUGUAGGAGGCUUUCCUGUGCUGGGUCCUACAUUCCUGGUUCAGCUCAGCCAGGCUUGAAGCCCAGAUCUGGAGUAAAUCAACCAAAUUAUCUCUGUUUGACAUUCCAGAGAGGCUCUAGGAAGGAUUUGUGGAAGUAGGGCAGGAGCUGCCUUCCUCAGCCCCAUUUUGGCCUGGGUGUGAUAUUGGGGCCAUUUGGUAGAACGGUUGGACUGGCUAUCAAGCCUUAGUAGGUUAGCUGUCUUCGUGACUCUGGCAGGCUAGGAAGAGGAACCACGCCUUAGGGUCAGCUGGGUCAGCCAAGGCUCAGCUAGGCAGGAGGUGGCUCUCCUCCUAGAACUUCAGAAGAGCCCACUGGCUCUCAGCUGGCCUGUUCCCUUUGAGGCUGGCUUCUGGAGGAAAGCCAGACAGCCAGCUCCUGGGAUCAGGGGACUGAAAGCUUAGAACUCAGCCUGCUGGGAGUUGAGCUAGAACGCCGUUGGAGUGUGAACUGUGUCUGUGGACGAUAUGUGUGGUGUGUGUGACGGCCGGAAGGGGAGACUCCCCUGAGAAAAUAUUGGCAGGUUUCCUGUCUCCUCGCUGCCUAGAGAUUGUUACCCUUGGACACUGGAAGCUGGACCCCCAGGACUGACCAUACGCUCUGGCCUUUGCUGUUGUACCUCCUGAGACCUAGCUGUGCUGGCUGGACACCAGCCAGAACACUGAGGGCAGCCAGCAUGGAAGAAGAGCAGAGGCUCCCGGGGGCUGCCAGGGGCUUGCUGCUGAUUGGCCCUGCCUUCCAUUCUCCUAGGCAAGGUGCCAGGAAGCUGGAACUUUGUAAUCUGGGUAAUUAGCUUCAGACCCUGGACUGAGGCCGGCCAGGUCUUAGGGCUACUUCCCACAGGCUGUGCACCCUGACCCCAAGAGGGAGGCGAGGCGCUGUAUACAGAGGCCCUGCCAGCUGAGCAGUUAAAUUGUCAGUCCUGCUUGGGGAACGACUGCAGCCACCCCUCACACACACACCUUCCACCCCACCCCCUGCCACACUGCCCUCCCUGCCUAGGCUCUGCCCCUUAGGGCAGCUAGGCCUGGUCAUAGUGUGGGGCCUUCUGUUUCAGCCUUGUCAGGAACAGAGAGCACCAAGUCUUAGGAAGGGGAUGCCCCCAAGGGUGCCAGUCCAGCCAGCUGCCCCACCCUUCAGGCUUGUCCUGUCCCCGCAAAUCCAAAUUGUGGUGCCCCAAUCAACCCUGUGGGCAGACAUCCACCACCAUGGCCGAGCACCUGGAGCUGCUGGCAGAGAUGCCCAUGGUAGGCAGGAUGAGCACCCAGGAGCGGCUGAAGCAUGCCCAGAAGCGACGUGCCCAGCAGGUAAAGAUGUGGGCCCAGGCUGAGAAGGAGGCCCUUGGCAAGAAGGGUCACAAGGAGCGACCACGGAAGGAGGUGUCUGACCUAAGGCCUCGGAAGCAGGUCCUCUUCCCUCCCAGCAUUGCUCUCCUGGAGGCUGCUGCCCGAAACGACCUGGAAGAAGUUCGCCAGUUCCUUAGUAGUGGGGUUAGCCCCAACCUGGCCAAUGAGGAUGGCUUGACGGCACUGCACCAGUGCUGCAUUGAUGACUUCCGAGAGAUGGCACAGCAGCUCCUGGAGGCUGGGGCUGAUGUCAAUGCUCGGGACAGUGAAUGCUGGACACCUCUGCAUGCUGCAGCUACCUGCGGCCAUCUGCAUCUGGUGGAACUCCUCAUUUCACGUGGCGCAGAGCUCCUUGCAGUCAACACCGACGGGAACAUGCCCUAUGACCUGUGUGAGGAUGAGCAGACACUGGAUUGCCUCGAGACUGCCAUGGCCAAUCAUGGUAUCACCCAGGACAGCAUUGAGGAGGCCCGGGCAGUGCCAGAGCUGUGCAUGCUGAAUGACCUCCAGAGCCUACUGCGCGCUGGGGCCAACCUCAAUGACCCUUUGGACCAUGGGGCCACGCUGCUGCACAUCGCCUCUGCUAAUGGGUUCAGUGAGGUGGCUACCCUGCUGCUGGAGCAAGGAGCCAGCCUGAGCGCUAAGGACCAUGAUGGCUGGGAGCCUCUGCAUGCUGCAGCCUACUGGGGCCAGGUGCACCUGGUAGAGUUGCUUGUGGCACAUGGGGCUGAUCUGAAUGGAAAAUCCUUGGUGGACGAGACGCCCCUCGACGUGUGUGGGGAUGAGGAGGUGAGAGCCAAAUUGCUAGAGCUCAAGCAUAAACAAGAUGCGCUCCUGCGGGCCCAGGGCCGUCAGCGCUCCCUGCUGCGCAGGCGGACCUCUAGUGCAGGCAGCCGUGGAAAGGUGGUGAGGAGGGUGAGCCUGACGCAUCGCACCAACCUGUAUCGCAAGGAGCAUGCGCAGGAGGCCAUCGUGUGGCAACAGUCACCACUCACCAGUCCAGAGCCGCUAGAGGAUGAGGACAGACAGACAGAUGCUGAGCUCCGACUGCAGCCCCCAGAGGAAGACAGCUCUGAGGAGGCCAGGCCACACAAUGGCCAAGUAGGGGCCCCACAAGGGAAGCACCUGUACUCGAAGCGUCUAGACCGGAGUGUCUCCUACCAGUUGAGUCCUGCGGAGAGCAAUGCCCCUGAUGCCCUCGUCCGGGACAAGGCGCACCACACACUGGCAGAACUUAAACGCCAGCGCGCGGCUGCAAAGCUGCAGCGACCGGCCCCUGAAGGGCCUGAGACCUUUGAGCCUGGCCUGUCUGUUGACACUGAGACCCCCCAACCGGACUGUGGCUUCAGAACAACUGGGGACCCACCUCUGCUCAAGCUCACUGCCCCCUCGGAGGAGGCUCCUGUGGAGAAGAGGCCGUGCUGUUUGCUCAUGUGAAAUGUGACCCCUCAGUAUGGCAGGGUUCAACCCCAUGCCCAGCCAGAGGCUUCCUCAUGAUCUCUGGCCUGGUGGCCCACUCCAGCACAUGCCCCAGUGCUGUAGGGGAGCCAGCACAGAGCCCUGUACCCCCUUCCAGCCCAGGACACAGGCCACCUUGCUCAGGGAUGGACUAUGCAGAGCUAGCUGUACCUGUGGGCCUCAGGCUACAGGCUGCUUAUCCUGUGACUCUUGAUAAAGGCUGUUUGCCACUGA
Molecule: messenger RNA, 4744 nt
Organism: Alexandromys fortis (reed vole)
Lineage: Eukaryota; Metazoa; Chordata; Mammalia; Rodentia; Cricetidae
Gene: Ppp1r16a
Product: protein phosphatase 1 regulatory subunit 16A
Exons: 11
Coding region: 2915-4489 (524 amino acids)
Cellular component (GO): cytoplasm
Molecular function (GO): protein binding; enzyme inhibitor activity; myosin phosphatase regulator activity
Source: RefSeq, a predicted model, not a curated record